ACAUUUGUUAAGAGAUUGCUUUUUUUUGCUCUCUUAACACUAUUCUUUUAUUUUUUUCUUUUUGUAAUAUAAAAGUUUUGGGCAGAACUGCUGUUAAUCAUGUAAAAUAUACUUUUUUGAUUUUGUUUUGUGUAAAAUGUGUCACCUUUUUAUACGUAUUAAAUACAAUUAAAUAUGCAAACGGCUUUAGCUACGGCAUAGAGAAUAUUGAGAAACCGAUGGAAAAUUUAAAUAAUGAACACACGCUUGGCAAUUGGUUUUCCAAAAAUGUUUUUGCACUCAAAAAUCAUUUUAAAGUUUGGCGGCCUAAUUAGGAUCGAUGACCAACACCACUUCCAUCUGUUUAACUUUUACAACACUUGGUAUUAUAAUCACCCUGUGUUUGCGAAUAACAACAAACGCAACACGCGGACUUCAUUAAAAUUUGAGUGGAAGUAGAAUUUCAUUUGAACCGCUUUUAAAAUGGUCACUUCAAAGAUUAAGAAGAAGUCUCCUGCGGGAAAACCAAAGCAAAGUAAUGGCUCUAACGAUAUACCAGCUACAAAGUCCAAAAGCUGGCAAAAGGUAAAACUAAAAGGCCACGUGAUAUCCGACGAUUUUAGCGGCUACGAUGGAAUGAUUGGCCUCGAAGUUCUGAAGGAAUAUGAUCCUGCACUGGUGAAGUCCACAUUGAAACAGCACAGUGACAGUUCGAUAACUAACCCACGAGGCAAGCGUUCCAAACGUCAAGCAACAGAAUCCGAUGAAUCUUCAUCCAGUGACGAAGACGAAAGUGACAGCGAUGAUGGUGAGGAUGCGAAAGAGGCGAGCGCCAAGUCCAGCAAGAAAGCGCGCUUAGCCGAACGACAUGCGCAACGAUUGCUGAAGCAGCGCGAGAAACGUGAGCAACGCAAGGAACAGCGCAAGCAAAAAAAGGCAAAGCCGGCAACCGACACAAAAUCCCUAAAAUCAAAAUUCACACCCAACGAUGACUACGAGCCGGAUCGAUUUUCGUUGCUGCGACCACCACCAUCGGAUGAUGAGGCUGUUGAGUCUCCAGACGAAGAAGUGCCGCAACUUGUCAGUGACGCCAACGAGCUGGACAUGACGCAAUGGCAAGGUCUUGGUAUUCCAGCCCCUAUAAUGCGCGCCUUGGCAGAACAAAAGUUUGAGGCGCCCACACAGAUUCAGUCGAUGACGCUGCCGGCUGCCAUACACGGUAAAAAGGAUAUUUUAGGCGCUGCUGAGACGGGGAGCGGAAAAACACUUGCUUUUGGAAUACCCAUUCUGGCCGGCAUCAUGGAACUGAAGCAGCGCAACGAUGGCUCCAGCAUACGCAAGGCGCCGAAGGUGAAGGGAGACAAGUCGGCGAAGGAGGCGACAAAAGAGAAUCAUGAAUUGACGCCACCGCCAGAGGAACUGGAUUAUGUGUCGGGUGCCAGUGAUGCUGAGGACAGCGAUGCCGAUGAUGAGCGCACUUUGAGCAGACGAGCACCUCUCUAUGCUCUGGUGCUGACACCCACACGUGAAUUGGCUGUUCAAGUUAAGAAUCAUCUGGUUGCCGCUGCCAAGUAUACAGACAUUCGUGUGGCCGCAAUAUUUGGUGGCCUCGCUGUGGCCAAGCAGGAGCGUGUGCUGCGCCAAUGUCCCGAGAUUGUGGUGGCCACACCUGGUCGUCUCUGGGAGCUGUAUGUGCAGGGCAAUAAGCAUCUAAACAAAAUUGAGCAUGUGAGUUUCCUGUGCAUCGAUGAAACGGAUCGCAUGGUCGAAAAGGGACAUUUUGAGGAGCUGCGCAGUCUGCUCAAGGUGCUUAAUGGCGACGAGGAGCGCAAGCAGCUGCGCCAGAACUUUGUCUUCUCCGCAACAUUGACGCUGGUUCACGAUCUGCCUGAUCACAUGCAAAAACGCAAUGUGGGUAAACGUCCGAAGUUCACCAAGCAAACGGUGGACCAAAAGAUUGAAAGCCUCAUCGAAGAGUUGGGCAUAUCGCAGCCAAAGAUUGUGGAUAUUACCAGCAGUCAACAAACGUCGCAAACUCUGACCGAAAGCCGUCUGCUCUGCGCCAUUGAUGAAAAGGAUUACUAUCUGUACUAUUUUGUGCAGCGCCAUCCGGGUCGCACCAUUGUCUUCUGCAACUCCAUUGAUUGUGUCAAGCGUCUGGCGACACUAUUUGGUCUGUUGGACUGCAAUCCUUUGCCACUACACGCCAACAUGAUACAAAAGCAGCGUCUAAAGAAUCUAGAGCGCUUUAGGGACAGUCCAAUGGGCCUGUUGAUUGCCACCGAUGUGGCUGCUCGUGGUCUGGAUAUACCAAAUGUUGAGCAUGUCAUACACUAUCAAGUGCCACGCACCAGUGAAAAUUAUGUGCAUCGCUCGGGUCGCACAGCGCGUGCCAAUAAACAUGGAAUUACGGUAAUGUUUAUGGAGCCCGGAGAGGUCAAGAGCUAUGUCAAGCUAUACAAGACGUUGGAACGAACUGAAGAUUUGCCGCUGUUUCCCAUUUCUGAGCGUUUCCUUGGCGCAGUCAAAGAGCGCGUCAAUCUGGCUCGUGAUCUGGAUAAGGAGGAGCUGAAGCUGCGUCGCACUCAAAGCGAAGAGGGCUGGAUGAAAAAACAUGCCGAGGAAAUGGACAUGAUCAUUGAUGGCUACAACGAUGAGUCUGGCAGUGAUCAGGAUGAGGAUCCAUUUAUCAUAGAACGCCGACGCAAUCGCUUGCAUGUCGACUCGGUGCGUGGUAAACUUAGCGCACUGCUCGCCCAGCCCAUCUUCCCCAGGGGUUUCAGCUUUAAGUAUCCUACGAGCACAGGUCAACUGCUGCAAGGCUCCGACAUGUCUACGAGUCAUGGCAAAAGUGCUGUGGAAGCGAUGAAAGAAGCCAUCGAGGAUAUGAAGCAGGCCAAGAAGCAGCGCAACAAACGCAAACGCAAUGCUUAACUGACUACUACUUAAACUAGUUUAAUUUACUCAGAAAUAAAAAUUUUAAAAAAAUAA
Molecule: messenger RNA, 2970 nt
Organism: Drosophila albomicans
Lineage: Eukaryota; Metazoa; Arthropoda; Insecta; Diptera; Drosophilidae
Product: ATP-dependent RNA helicase DDX24
Exons: 5
Coding region: 463-2913 (816 amino acids)
Cellular component (GO): nucleolus
Molecular function (GO): RNA helicase activity; ATP binding; nucleic acid binding
Source: RefSeq, a predicted model, not a curated record